Osmerus eperlanus (European smelt) is the source of this 703-nucleotide messenger RNA. RefSeq names its product complement C1q-like protein 3. The transcript has 3 exons. Lineage: Eukaryota; Metazoa; Chordata; Actinopteri; Osmeriformes; Osmeridae. The coding region runs from base 52 to 687 and encodes 211 amino acids. Gene Ontology annotation, molecular function: protein binding. The record is from RefSeq and is a predicted model, not a curated record.
UGAACACUAAACCAGACUACAGGCUGUUUCAGAAGACACACAAGUUACAGAAUGAAGGGGAUAACAUUCCUGCUGCUGGCACUUAGCUGUGGUUUGACCCAGGCUCAGAUGGGACACCCUAACUAUCCUGACAACUGCAAUCUGAUAAAAGACUUGGCAGCUACGGUUGAGAGACUGGCCACCGUGACAGAGAAGAUGGGGCUGAUGGAGACCAGGCUACAGACCACGGAGAGAGAGUUGGAGGAGCUGAAGAAAGCUACUUCGGGCAAGCCUCAGGUAGCUUUCUCAGCCACACUCAGGGAAUCAGGCAGUGGUAACACUGGACCCUUCACUGUUGACACACCUCUGAAGUACAAGAAUGUCUACUCAAACAUGGGCAACAGCUACAACCCUGCCACAGGGAUCUUCACAGCCAGUGUGAAGGGGAUGUACUACUUCCGGUUUUCCAUGAUGAACAACCUGAGUGCCACACCUAAUUCUGUGGUGUCCUUGAUGAAAAAUAACCAGAGGUUGGCAUCUGUGUGGGACACCGAAGGGACUGAUGCCCAUGACAUUGGCAGCAACGCAGCAGUCAUUCCUCUGGAGGUGGGGGACAAUGUUUACAUCAAUCUGGCUGCCAACAGACUCAUCUAUGAUGAUAGUAUGAACUACAACACCUUUAGUGGCUUCCUGCUCUUUAACAUGUAAAGCAAACACUGAAAAA